GAGAGUCCUGCCCCUCUGCCUUCCUCAGAUCAAUGCCCCGGCCACUCACUUUCUGAUGCAGCACGACGGGAAAUGCUUUGAAUACUUGCGACAUGGCUGCGCGCAUUGAUCGCCAAGAUUGACAGCAGCUCGGCCGCGAGUCUUCUCCUCCUGUGUGUGRGCGCGCGCGCGAGGGGAGGGAGAUAAAGAGCAGAUAGUAGACGGGAACAACAAAAGGUGCUUGUAGUUUUGGACAACUGAACUUCACAGAGAGGGAGAGAGAGAGUGAGUGAACGGGAUCCCGCUCCUGUAUGGCCGAGCAGAGACAAGUUUUCGCUCAACAGAUAGCUCAGUCUUUAUUUCAUUUUAGUUGUUUCUUUUACAGUAAAGUCUUAAAGUCGAGUCUUUAGUGUUUUUUAACGCACGAGGAAGGACGCGCAGCUUUCUUCUCCACGGCUUCCAUCUUCAAGGUUAUUUACAUGAGUUCGAAAUCAGCCAACCAGUGAACACUGGAAGCUGGGGAUCAAGUCUUUCAGUUUUUUAACCCCACACGCUGACAUGGAGGGCUUUCUUCGUAGCAGCUUUUUACUGAGCAGAGUCAUGUCUUCUAAGCAAGCCACAUCUCCUUUUGCCUCUGUGGUUGAUGGCGACGAUGCCAUGGGUCAGGAGCACUUGUCUUGGGAAAAAGAUGAGAGUGCAGAAGCUCACGGCACACCACAGCUGCCCCUGCACAGUUUGCUCCAUGGAAAAGCCCCCGAUGAAAUGCAGCCGCUCAGCAGCGUACCACCAGAGAGCGACUGGGAAAGCCUGGUGUCAGCACAGCAGCGCAUGGAAUCUGACAGCAAUAAAGUAUGUUCCCUGUACUCCUUCCGGAACAAUUCUACAUCUCCACACAAGCCRGAGGAGGGGGCCCGGGAGCGAAGUGACCUGCUGAGCGGAUCAGUGUUUGGAACUCCGGAGCGUCGCAAAGGAAGCCUGGCAGACGUUGUGGACUCACUAAAGCAGAAGAAGCUGGAGGAGAUGACAAAGACAGAACAAGAUGAAUCUUCAUGCAUGGAAAAAUUACUUUCUAAAGACUGGAAAGAGAAGAUGGAGAGGCUCAACACCAGUGAGCUGCUGGCAGAAGUAAAAGGUACUCCAGAGGGCCUGGCAGAAAAGGAACACCAGCUCUCCACAAUGAUCACCCAGCUGAUCAGCCUGCGCGAACAGCUUCUGGCUGCCCAUGAUGAGCAGAAGAAGCUUGCAGCUUCACAGAUGGAAAAACAGAGGCAGCAAAUGGAGUUGGCCCGACAACAGCAGGAGCAGAUUGCAAGACAACAGCAGCAGCUUUUGCAGCAGCAGCACAAAAUCAACCUCCUCCAGCAGCAGAUCCAGGUCAGUCCAUCCAUUCUGGGCUCUCAUAGAGUACUGAUGCCAUCAUAAGAUACAUAUUUUUCUUUUUUCUUUUCUUUUCCUGCAUUUUGUAUUUCUAAUUUUGUGUCACAGUAGCUGCGUUUCCAUUGACCAUGAAAAUGCGCAAAUUAGAAUUUCGAAAAUAAAUUUGCCCAAUGGAAACACGUGAUUUCGAAAAAAACACAUUUUUCGACAAAAUGUUUUAGCGCUAGAAA
Messenger RNA from Austrofundulus limnaeus, 1586 nucleotides. RefSeq names its product SRY-box transcription factor 6 (gene sox6). Gene Ontology annotation, biological process: positive regulation of chondrocyte differentiation; regulation of transcription by RNA polymerase II; central nervous system development. Gene Ontology annotation, molecular function: DNA-binding transcription factor activity, RNA polymerase II-specific; RNA polymerase II cis-regulatory region sequence-specific DNA binding. Gene Ontology annotation, cellular component: nucleus. The record is from RefSeq and is a predicted model, not a curated record. The transcript is spliced from 8 exons. NCBI's taxonomy places the organism in Eukaryota, Metazoa, Chordata, Actinopteri, Cyprinodontiformes, Rivulidae. The coding region runs from base 538 to 1401 and encodes 287 amino acids.